Molecule: messenger RNA, 312 nt
Organism: Triticum turgidum subsp. durum (durum wheat)
Lineage: Eukaryota; Viridiplantae; Streptophyta; Magnoliopsida; Poales; Poaceae
Source: the annotation of a GenBank genome assembly
AUGGCUUGUGUCGCACGCACUCUUUCCAUUCCUUUCUUGCUUGCAUUAUUCUUCGUGGCUGAGGUAUCCGGGAGCAUGAACGUAGAAUCAUACAAACCGGCUGGUGCAGAAGGAUCUGUUCCUUUAAAAGAAUGCCCAGCGAAAUGCAAGAUCCGUUGCUCAGCUACGUCACACAAGAAACCAUGCAAUUUCUAUUGUAACUACUGCUGCAAGAGGUGCCUGUGUGUUCCGUCCGGCACGGUGGGCAACAAGGAAGAAUGCCCGUGCUACAACAACUUGAAGACCCAGGAUGGCAAGCCUAAGUGCCCGUGA